UUCAUGCAAACCAAUUUCAUGCUUUGAUUAAAGAGUCUUCAGCUAUUUCCUAUCAUGAUUUUCAUCGUAGCAUUCUUAAGCUCACUUCUUCUGUCGGUGUCUUCGACAGCCAACGCACUGAGCUUGAAUUAUUAUGACAAAACAUGCCCUGAUGCUGAGGAUAUAGUUGCAAAAGUAGUUAAGAACGCAGCCAUCAAAGAUAAGACAGUUCCUGCUGCGGUUCUUCGGAUGCAUUUUCACGACUGCUUCAUCAGGGGCUGUGAUGCUUCUGUGUUGUUGAACUCGAAAGGAACUAACAAAGCAGAGAAGGAUGGGCCUCCAAAUAUUUCUCUGCACGCGUUUUUUGUCAUUGAUGAUGCAAAGAAAGAAGUAGAAGCCGCGUGCCCCGGUGUUGUCUCAUGUGCUGAUAUCUUGGCUUUUGCUGCUAGAGAUGCUGUUGUAUUAUCUGGAGGACCAACGUGGGAUGUGCCUAAAGGGAGAAAAGAUGGGAGAACUUCAAAGGCUAGUGAAACCGCACAAUUACCAGCUCCAGCCUUCAACAUUUCUCAGCUGCAACAAAGCUUCUCUCAGAGAGGUCUUUCCAUGGAUGAUCUCGUAGCUCUCUCAGGAGGCCAUACUAUUGGAUUUUCCCACUGUUCCUCCUUCCAAAAGAGAAUUCGCAACUUCAAUGCCACACACGAUAUAGACCCCACGAUGCAGCCUUCAUUUGCAGCAACCUUGAGGAGUGUUUGUCCAGCGAACAACGCGGCAAAGAAUGCUGGUGCCACAAUGGAUCCUUCAUCUACAACCUUUGACAACACGUACUACAAAUUGAUCCUUCAGGGGAAAGCCCUGUUUUCUUCAGACGAGGCUUUGCUGACAACCCCCAACACCAAAGAUUUGGUCAGUGAGUUUGCUGGCUCCCAAGUAGCUUUCUCAGAGGCCUUUGUUAAGUCUAUGAUUAAAAUGAGUAGCUUGACUGGCGGACAAGAGGUCAGGAAAGAUUGCAGGGUGGUAAAUUAAGGAUCUCUUAGCCUAGCUCUCAAAAUCUUAAACCAUGUAGAGCUGGAUAAUACAUUAAUGGCCAGCUUCCCUCUGUGUCCUCCUUAGAUAUGACCAGAUAAUUAAGCACCUCUAUCUGGGACUCUAUAGCUGAUAUUAAAUUAAAGUUCAAGCACAUCUCUAGCAUAUCAAGGAUAUGUGGUUUGUUAGCUUGCAAAUAAUUUCUUUGAUCAUUAUACUUGACUAUGUUCAGCAAUAGAAGGAAAAGUCAACC
Messenger RNA from Rubroshorea leprosula, 1255 nucleotides. The record is from the annotation of a GenBank genome assembly. NCBI's taxonomy places the organism in Eukaryota, Viridiplantae, Streptophyta, Magnoliopsida, Malvales, Dipterocarpaceae.